This is a messenger RNA of Thlaspi arvense, 1467 nucleotides long. The record is from the annotation of a GenBank genome assembly. Lineage: Eukaryota; Viridiplantae; Streptophyta; Magnoliopsida; Brassicales; Brassicaceae.
AUGUGCGGAAUAAUCAAAAUAACUUCGAAAGAGAGAGAGAAACAAGAGAUAACAACAAUGGAACCGCUUAGCCCGGGGUCCCGGCUGUUCAUUUCGCCGGGUUUCUACGGCGUCAUUGUCUUUACUUUAGGGUUUAAAACUAGAUGCGACCCAUCCGCCAUUGUUGAAGGUAUCAAGAACACAUGGAUCAAGCUUCCCCGCUUCUCUAGCAAAGUGGUGAAUGAUAAGAAAAAUGGAGAAACGGUUUGGGUUCCUGUUAGCGUUCGAGUAGAAGAUCAUGUAGUAGUGCCCGACCUUGAUCAUUCCAGCAUUGAAAAUCCUGAUGAGUUUGUAGAAGACUAUACGUCAAACAUAGCUAAUACUCCAAUGGACAUGUCUAGACCUUUAUGGGAGUUUCAUGUACUGAAUAUUAAGACAUCAAAUGCAGAAUCAUUAGGUAUAGGAAAAUUCCAUCAUUCACUGGGCGAUGGGAUGUCGCUUAUGUCUCUUUUAUACGCUAGUUCGAGAAAAAUGUCAGACCCCGAGGCUUUUCCUACUACUGCGGUUACAAAAAAACAUGUUGAGUCCAAUAAUAAUUGGUGGUUUAUCUCCAGUUUUUGGUUUAUUAUAAGAGUUAUAUUUACAACUUUUACUGAGUUGUUCAAGUCUCUCCUUACACUAUGUUUUCUGCGGGAUACUAAAACUCCUCUCAUGGCUAAACCGGGAGAUAGGGUUCGACCUAGAAAGGUUAUCCAUCGGAUAAUAAGCUUUGAUGAUGUCAAGUUCGUGAAGAACGCCAUGAAAUUGAAAGUGAAUGAUGUUCUUCUUGGAAUGACACAGGCAGGUCUUUCAAGAUAUUUGAGUAAAAAAUAUGAAGAUGAAGAUCCAAUGGUCGAGAAGAAAAAAAACUUAGAGAAAAUCCGUCUUCGUGGUACAGUAGUUGUAAAUCUAAGGCCAGAUACAAAGAUCGAGGAUCUCGCUGAUAUGAUGACAAAAGGUUCAAAAUGUAGAUGGGGAAACUUCAUAGGUAUUGUUAUAUUUCCUUUAUGGAUAAGAUCUGAGGAUGAUCCAUUGGAAUACGUCCGAAGAGCCAAAUCUACUAUGAAUAAGAAGAAAAUCUCCAUGGAAGCACUUAUAUUAUAUGGUCUCAACAAAUUUACCUUGAAAAUAUUGGGGGAAAAGGCAGUAGAAACUAUUACUAAGAGGGUAUUUGGGCAUACAACAUUGACAUUUUCAAAUGUUAUGGGGCCAAACGAAGAAAUAAGUUUUUUUAACCAUCCCAUGUCUUACGUCGGAGCAAGCGCAUUGGUUGGACCACAAGCUCUUAUUAUCCAUUUUGUAAGCUACGUAGACAAGCUUAUAAUCAAUCUAUCUGUCGACACAACAGUGAUUCCAGACCCUCAUCUACUAUGUGAUGAUUUGAUAGAGUCGCUCCAUAUCAUCAAACUUGCUGUCGUGGAGAAAGGGCUUCACAAAAUGGAGGUUUAA